Penicillium subrubescens is the source of this 1803-nucleotide messenger RNA. RefSeq names its product type 2C protein phosphatase ptcF (gene ptcF). NCBI's taxonomy places the organism in Eukaryota, Fungi, Ascomycota, Eurotiomycetes, Eurotiales, Aspergillaceae. Gene Ontology annotation, molecular function: protein serine/threonine phosphatase activity. The transcript has 3 exons. Gene Ontology annotation, biological process: protein dephosphorylation. The record is from RefSeq and is a predicted model, not a curated record. Bases 1 to 1803 code for a protein of 600 amino acids.
AUGCGUCGGGCGGCUGUUCAGGCAUUCCGUACUGCUCGGCGUGCUCCAGUAUGGAAAGUCACCAGUAAGCGGCCGUGCUCGCUCACCUACACUCACAACUCGGUCCGAGGCUUGCGGUCAUAUUCGGGAGGCCGACGCCCAUCAUUAGCUCCGGCGUCUCUUCAGUCCUCCAUGCAUCUCCGCAGGUUCUCCCUCGCCGUUAUUUCAACCGUGGUUGCUUCCGGGGCGUGGUAUGCGUAUCGAGGGGACGGCACCGUGCAGUCACUAGCCACGCAGGUUCGAGGAUUCGCCUCGAGCGCUAUCACAUCAGCUCACGCCGAAGACCCGUCGGAGUCGACCCGCCGUGCCCUUUUAGUCAGCAACGAUCAAUUCUACACUGCUACGCUCUCCGGAGACCAGCCAUUAUCGAAGAACACAGACGACUCGGACCGACGCGUUCUGGAAAUGUUGACACCGGAACAAGCUACGGAGAAGCUCCGCAAGAAUGAGGAGUCAUACCUGGUGAACCGCGGCAAGGGUGUGGUGCGAUAUGAUAUUGUUCAAGUGCCUAGCAACUCCCCUAUUGAAGACGACCAUGCCGAGAAGAUUGUCGAGGUGUCAUCAUCGACGGCGGCCAAUACAAAUGGGGAGCCGAAUGAUUGGAUGUUCUGGGCAGUCUUUGACGGUCAUUCGGGCUGGACAACAUCCGCCAAGUUACGAAAUGUGCUGAUUUCCUACGUUGCGCGAGAGCUUAACGCUACCUAUAAGGCGGCUGCGGCCGAUCCUGCGGUUCUUGUGCCGUCUUCCGAGGCAAUUGACCAGGCGAUCAAGCAGGGCUUUGUUCGUCUUGAUAACGACAUUGUGCACGAGAGUGUGGACAAGGUACUAAAGUCCAAGUCGCGUCGUAUGGCUGCUGAGCUCCUUGCGCCUGCUCUCUCGGGAUCUUGUGCUCUCCUGAGCUUCUACGAUUCACAAUCAAAAGAUCUAAAGGUCGCUGUUGCCGGUGACUCUCGCGCCGUCCUCGGCCGCAGAGGCUCUAAUGGAAAAUGGACCGCCACUGCCCUGUCUGAGGAUCUUACAGGCGGUACUCCUUCUGAAGUCAAGCGUCUCCGGGAGGAGCACCCUGGCGAGCCUAAUGUUACCCGGAAUGGCCGUAUUCUGGGCGGUCUGGAGCCUAGCCGUGCUUUCGGUGAUGCCUUCUACAAAUGGAGCAGGGAAGUCCAAGACAAGAUCAAACAGCAGUUCUUCGGCCGGACGCCUCACCCCCUUCUCAAGACUCCUCCUUAUGUCACCGCUGAGCCCAUCAUCACCACCACCAAGAUUGACCCAUCCAAAGGCGACUUCAUCGUGAUGGCCACGGACGGUCUCUGGGAGAUGCUGAGCAAUGAGGAGGUCGUUGGCUUGGUUGGUCAGUGGCUUGAACAACAACAGUCUGGUAACGGUGGAUCCAAGGCCUGGCUGCAAAGCUGGUUCAGUUUCGACAGCCAGAAGCAAUUGCCCGUGGAGCCGGCUAAGGAUCAAUCCACUGAAGGCCAGCGCCGCCCCAUCCGCCAGCAGCAAUAUGAUAUCUCUGGUGCGGCCAGCCGAUUCGUUGUCGAGGAUAAGAAUGCCGCGACUCACCUUGUCCGUAACGCCAUGGGCGGAAAGGACAAGGAUAUGGUUUGUGCUUUGUUGACGCUGCCAGCCCCCUACUCUCGCCGAUACCGUGAUGAUGUUACCGUCGAGGUUAUCUUCUUCGGCCAGGGUCCUGACUCCCGUACUGGUACAGUGGAGAUCAACAAGGAGGCUAGCGCUUCGGAAGAGCCUCCCAAGGCUAAACUGUAA